AUGUGCCCGGAGAACCACACGUCCUCCACGUUCGAGCCCUUCCGUUACCUCAGCAUACCGAUUCCGUCCAACCACAUGGACCGUUUCGAGCUGAAGGUCGUGUUCUUCCCAGCGUUGUCGGCUCCAGCCGAGCGGCCGAGACCGCAGCGACUUGCAGUCGCUGUGCCAAAGAGUUCCACGGCGAAACGCGUGCAACUGGCGUUGACGCGGCAGCUGUCCGUUGGUAGAUCCUCCCUGCUCCUAGCGGAGGUCUACAGGAGUCGAAUACACAGGUAUCUCGAACCAAAUUUGCCUCUUUCGGACGUGCGGUCCGAAGAUCAGAUUGUGGCCUUCGAAGUACCGCAGACGCCACAGGAUCUCUGGGACUAUAAGCAGCGGUUGCUUCCUGGAAGCCCCGGGAGGGAGUCGCCAGAGGACCUCAGCAUUCCGAGCUCGGUGCAGGUGCUGAUGAUUCAGGCCAUGCAUCGGCGUGUGGUCGACGUUUGCCGCUCCGACGGCAGAACGUGGUCGCAGCGACGCGAGGUGUUUGGCCUGCCAUUUGUGAUGAGCCGGCUGCCCCAGGCGUAG
This is a messenger RNA of Symbiodinium pilosum, 567 nucleotides long. The record is from the annotation of a GenBank genome assembly. Lineage: Eukaryota; Dinophyceae; Suessiales; Symbiodiniaceae.